Prunus persica (peach) is the source of this 2677-nucleotide messenger RNA. Its product is annotated as feruloyl CoA ortho-hydroxylase 2. The coding region runs from base 337 to 813 and encodes 158 amino acids. The record is from RefSeq and is a predicted model, not a curated record. Lineage: Eukaryota; Viridiplantae; Streptophyta; Magnoliopsida; Rosales; Rosaceae. The transcript has a single exon.
AAUCCCAUCCCACAUUUUAAAUUUUUUUGAAUUGCAGUACAAUUUAGAAAGAGCUACCGCUUAAUUAAUCCAUUUAUGGACAGUUCCUUUUCUGAAGUGGGACAAUUGUAUUUGAUCCACCAUUCGUAACAGUAAGCACAAACCUUCACAACCUUCCAAAUCAAAACCUUGCAGCGCCUGCUAUUCUCAAACUACUAAUUGAAAAGAACCCAUCCAGAUUCAAGAUAAAACUUCAACCACUCAUAUACCAUUCUUCUAUUAGCCUUCUUGCAAAAACAAAAAACAAAAAACAAAAUACCAUUGAGCAGCUUAGCUUCCAAAUCAAAUUCACCAUCCAUGGGAGAGGUUGAUCCAGCUUUCAUCCAAGACCCUGAGCACAGGCCCAAACUCUCUGCCACCGAAGCUGAAGGCAUACCAUUGAUUGACCUGUCUCCCCUAAACUCCUCAGACAACAUUUCUGACCCUAAAGCCAUUGCAGGGGUUGUUAGAGAAAUAGGCAAUGCAUGCAAAGAGUGGGGGUUCUUCCAAGUGAUCAACCAUGGGGUGCUAUUGGAUAAGCAUAAAAAGAUCGAGGCCGCUGCUAGGAAAUUUUUUGCUCAGCCCUUGGAGGAGAAGAGGAAGAUUACGAGGGACGAAAAAAGUUUGUUUGGUUACUAUGACACUGAGCACACCAAGAAUGUAAGAGACUGGAAGGAGGUGUUUGAUUUCGCAGUGGAGGAGCCAAUGUUAAUGCCAGCUUCCCUUGAUCCUGAGGACAAGGAAGAGACAAAGUGGACUAACCGGUGGCCUGAGUAUCCUCCAGAACUAAGGUAACUCAAUGAUCACUAAGAAGAACAUGCUUAUUUUAGGUAAUCAUAUGAUUAUACAAAGAUGAAAACCAAAAACAGAGAAGCAAUAGAAUGGUUAAAGAAAUCUAGAACACCUGUGAUUCAUAAUGAAAAUGCUUAGGAUCUAAUUAAAGAACACUAGCUCUCAAUUGAAAAGAUAACUGCAUGUGCUGCAAGGACCCUUUGCAUUAAAGGGUUAAAUACAAAUUUGGAACUUGAUCACUUAUAUGAUCUAAUAGCUAGACACUGCAUGCUUUGAGCAGGGUGGCGUGUGAAGAGUAUACUGAAGAAGUAGAAAAGCUAGCUCUAAAGUUGAUGGGACUUAUAGCAUGGAGCCUAGGCGUGCCAGCAGACAGGUUCAACAGCUACUUCAAAGAUCAAACAAGUCUUAUCAGACUCAACUACUAUCCACCUUGCCCUUCCCUUCAGUUAGCUCUCGGCGUUGGGCGCACAAGGAUAGCGGUGCUUUAACCGUGCUUGCACAGGAUGAGGUCGGAGGAUUGAAAACAAAACUUUGAAUCUCAAUAACAGUAUUUAAUUUAUUCUAAGAAUGAAUGAAAACAAAAAUAUUAUGCGCGAGCAUCAAACCAUUCGACUACAAUGAUCUUACAAAGAUUCAACAUUUGAAAAUAUGCUCACCAUCGUUGCAAUUGUCAAAGCAUUUGGCAUCAGCAACCUUGAUAGUAAGAGACCAAAAUGCUUGUUUAUUGAAGAACUAACCUCUUUAAGUCUUUAGAGAUCCAAUUUUAAAUUGAAGUCAACAUUCAAUGAAAGGAAAAAAAAAUGGUCAAACAAGCAAAGCCAGAAAGCCUAUCAGUACUUUUGAAUCCAAUAAAUAAUAUGAAGACAUAUACCAACAAUGAAUAUAUAUUUCCCAAUCAAAUUGGGGUGACCAAACCAGAAACAUAAACACAUGGAUCAAAGAAAGAAAAUUUUGAUCAAAUCAAUCUCUACUUUGCUGAUCAUUCUUCUCUGUGCAGCAAAUAUAACAUAAUCAGAGCCUACAAACCCUAGCAAGAAGCACUUUGUACUGGUUCAUGGUUCCUGCUUUGGUGCUUGGUCAUGGUACAAGCUUGUGACCUUAAUGAAGUCAUCUGGUCACAAUGUCACUGCCAUAGACCUAGCUGCUUCUGGGGUUGACCCUCAGCAGGCAAAAGAUCUGCAAUCAAUUUCUGACUACUGCAAGCCCUUGACGGAUUUCAUGGCAGCUCUUGAUCCUCCACAUGAUAAGGUCAUCCUUGUUGGUCAGAGUCUUGGUGGGUUGGCCAUUUCUUAUGCCAUGAAAGAUUUCCAGAUAAGAUAUCUCUAGCUGUUUUCGUCACUGCCUUAAUGCCUGGCCCGACCCUUAACAUCUCCGCUCUUAAUCAAGAGGAACGUAUUACUUUCAUUAACUUACGUCGUCGAAAAAUGCUUUGAGAUAACUAAAAGUGUUUUUUCUUUUAAUAACUUGCAUAAAUGAACAAAAGUACUUUAUAAGAAAUCACAUAAUCACUUUAAACGCUUCGUAGAGAAACACUCAUAAGACGCAUGUGUAAUUCACAUAAUGUGCUUCCAGUAUUUUUCUUUUAUAUGCACAUAAUUUUAAAAAAUAAAAAUAAAAAUAAUAUCUUUGAAUUAUUAUGGGAAGUUCCUUGUCCUUAUAUGCUGAUUAUAUCUUUUUUUCUUUGAUUUAUUUAUCUCUUCUAAUUGGAAUUAUAAAGUCGUUCAGAAGACAAUGAUCUCUAUUAGACAGCAAAUACACAAAUGACCAAGGCCCAAACAAUCCUCCAAUCACUCUCAUAUUCGGCCCAUUGUUCUUGGCAACAAACGUGUACCAACUCAGCCCAACUGAGGUAAGUGAAAUCUAACCG